CAGAAGCACACACACAAACACACACAGAGCGCAGGAGACAGAAAAGCAACCAGGCAGAGAGGGGAGCUGGCGGGCUGGUGGCCUUGCAUAACACACAUUGGAACAGCCUUGCGCGCAAGUCUUGGUGUGAUCUCCAGCACUGGGGGACUUCCUUUACCAUCGGACCACUGCAGGGACAGCACAGCCUCGCAAACCAGAUUCUACAGAGAAGGAAGGCAGAGCUGGAGGAGUCACAGCAUAAGCUCCACGAGAAGAGAGAACCACAAAGGAGAUAUUCAGGAAGAGGAGUCCGAGGAAACACGUCUUCAACACACACAAAAACACACACGCUGAUAGACAGGAAGAAUCCUUGGACAUGCUCUGCAAGCAGUGGCUGUGGAGAGACUGAUUCCUGUUGACAUCGUAAAAGAGGGGGAUUUGUCAGAGAUGAUUCCUCAUGAAGUUUAUGGAGCUCAGUUUGUGAGCUGGAGUAACUUCAUCUUCUCCUGUGUGAGACCUGGAGCUGUCCAUCAGUGAACACAAGAAGAGCCAACGUAUCAGAGACCACAGAGAGGCUCAUCGCUGCACAUAAACACCGGGCAGAGUUAAGAGUGUUUGGAAGCAACCUCAGAGGAACAUAAAAGUAAGACGAGGAAACUUUCAGAUCACAGCUGCACAAUGAAAGCAAAUCAAGAGCGGAGCAAUGGAUGCCUGCCUCCUAAGAAGCGUGAGAUCCUGGCUCUGGAGCAGAGGCCAGUAGUAGUAGCUGCAGCAACACCUCCUGCUGUAGUGGCCACCGACAGUCCCCAUACUGAGAACUUAGCAUGGCUAGCCAGUGUGGCAAGUGAACGCUGUAAGUCCAGGGAUGCAGAGAGUCCAAGAUGCCCUCUCCCCUCUACUUCAUCAUCUUCUCCUUCCACUUCUAUCCCUUCCCCAGCGACUCCCCUGUCUGCAGUGCCCUUAGCCUCUCUCCCCGCAGUUUACCCGACUGCUCUUCCCCAGCAAGCUGGGACUAUCCAGUUAGCUCAGCUGGGACCAAAUGUGCAGUUCAUUAGCUCUGGUCCCUACACUGGAUACAUCUCCUCUCACAUCAUCUCAACUAAUAGUGGUUCUGCACCAAACAGCUCUGCCAUAGUAGGACAACGUGGCCAGCUAGAUGGUUACACCACUGCCCUUGUCUCCCCCAACACCAAAGGUGAACAGCAGUUUCAAAUAGGCCUCUCCCCUACAGAGCUGGCUCCUGUGUCACUUCCAAGCUCCCCACAACUCACCAGCCAGUACAUCCAUCUGGAUAGCAGAGCACCUCUGACAGUCAGUGGAAAUGCUGUGACGUCACCCACAGCCCACCUCCAGCUUCACCCUCAAACAACUGUCCUCCCCCAGACGCUCACACUUGCUCCUUCACAGCUCGUGGUUCAAUAUGCAGAUGGUUCAGCUGGAAAGAAACCAGAGGGACAUGCUAAGGGUGUGUUGAAUGGGGAAUCAGAGGUGGUCAAACAGGCAAAAGCCUCUAGUCAGCCAGCAAACCAUCAGCAGGUCCAGAGCUAUGAGGCCAGACAUGUCCUUCUACCUGCUGACUAUGGCCAAAACCCUGCAGGGCUCCAAACCUCCUAUGUCCUUGUUGCCCAACCUAACCACGGAGCUGAACAUGAAACUGGCUCUAAUAAAAUCUCCUUAAUCCAAACUGAGAAAGGAAGCAUCUGUUUAGGGAAACCAGUGAACAGAACAUCCACUUUCACUGCCUUUUCUUCCUCAGAGGUGGUGAAGUCUGUUGCUCCCCAUACUGUCAUCCAGACCUCUCUGUCCCCUGAAGAGCUACCAGCCAAUCUCUAUUCAUCCACGCAGCCACCCAUCAUCGGCUAUAUCACCAGUGCAAACCAGCAUGCUGUCAGUUACCAUGCAGCCCUGCCCCAGCACCUGGUCAUCCCAAGUGGUCAAUCCCUCCUUAUUCCAGUCAGCAGUGCCAACAACGGUACGGAAAUGGAGGUAAAUCGUACCGUCAAUGCCCUGACGGCAACCACUACUCCUCAAAUAUCCACUGCCAUGCCCCAUGCCUAUCUGGCCACUGCCCUGUCCAAGUGUGAAAUCCUUGGACCAGAUGGAAACCAACCACCUCCUGCAGUGGCACAGCCUCCAGCUUUGCCAGUACUGCCCUCAAACUCUGUUCCCGCAGUGGUGGCAACUCCAUCCCCUGCUCCCACUCCUGUUCCAACUCCUGCUCCCACCUCCAUCCAAACCUCCCCUUCAGUCCCUCCUUCCUCUUCGCCUGUGGCACUUCCUCCAUUCUUUAUGCGAGGCUCUAUUAUCCAGCUGGCUGAUGGGGAGCUAAAGCGUGUGGAGGAUCUCAAAACAGAAGAUUUUAUUCAGAGUGCUGAGAUCAGCGGUGAGCUGAAAAUUGACUCAAGCACCGUGGAGCGCAUUGAUAGUGGACAAAGUCCUAAUGCCGUGGUCAUACAGUUUUCUGUGGGGGAGCUCAAAGCCCAGGUGUGUGUGGAGGUGCUGGUCGAGUAUCCUUUCUUUGUAUUUGGCCAGGGCUGGUCGUCUUGCUGCCCUGACCGCACCACACAGCUGUUUGAGCUGUCCUGUGCUAAGCUGUGUGUGGGUGAUGUGUGUGUGUCACUGACUCUCCGCAGCUUGAGGAAAGGAUCGCUAACAGACAGUUUGGGGAACAAGCUGAAGACCGGUCAUCUCUCUGACUCCUCUCAUAACGUGGAUCCUAAUGUGAGGAACAGUAUGAGUCCCAGCACUGCGGGCAGCAAUGGUGGUCUCCUCAUGAAGGCUUCCAGUACUGAGAGGAUGGAGAGGCAGCAGACUACUGGUCCUGGACCAGGAGUGGGGCUAUCAGCAGGAUUAGGAUCGGUUUUAGGACAGUCAGAGGGGAUCUACAGAUCAGGACCCAUGCUGGCAGUGCUGGGGACUGCAGAAGUAAGACAGGAAUCAGUGAAAACAGACAUGCCUGCCCUCUCUAGACAACAGGGUGUCGAUCCAGAGAGACCCUCAGUCCGCAAAAGACGCUGGUCAGCUCCAGAGCGAGAUCAGACUGAGAGAGCUGAAGAGGAGCCUCCUGUGACUCUGCCAAAACCCUCCUUUAUCCCCCAGGAGGUCAAAAUCAGCAUAGAGGGCCACUCCAGUACUGGAAGUGAGAGAUGCUUGAAAAAAAGAGUGGACUGUUAAGAGAACUUUUAAAUCCCCGAUUUUUGCUUUGUGUUAAGCUUCCCCUCUUUUCACUCUGUCCGGACUACUGUAAUAUAGACUGAGUUUACGCAGUAUUUACAUGUUUCUUUUCCUUCACAUUAGUCUAUGAAGUACAGGAGAGCACCUUCAUAAGUGGUAUCACACACAAGAUCAGUGCAAUCAAUGCUGAAAGCAAAAAUGAAUGCAGUGUGAAUGUUGAGUAUGAAUGGCAGUCAGACAUCUGAGAGGCUUGAGUGUUACAAAUGAUAAGCUGAAUCUUCGUCAUGGGCUUAAACCUGUUGGAUGCAGACCUAUCAGCCAUUUCCCUUAUUACCUGAUUAAGCACAGACCUGAUGUCAGUGUGUGGUAAGUGGGUAACUAUAUUUUGAGCCUGUCCAUUUUACAGUCUAAUUGUGGUGACAUGACUUAGAGUCAAGUGAGAGACAGACUCUUGGUGUUUUAAUGAUAACAGUGUAGGCUGUUAGCUGUGCUGUCUUGUGUAUAUGAUAAAGAAUUUAAUUUUAUAUUGUUAUCUUUCAUUUUCAUACCAUUGUAAAUGAGUGAGCUGCUGCGAGUGGCCUAGUUCUUUUGUGUUGCUAUGCGUUUAAGCGUAUGUGUUGGUUUGUAUGCAUUUUUCUUUGUGUGUGCCUAACAGAGUACAGGUUAGAAUACGUUUGUGAGGCUGGUAGCUGUGAACUCAGUCAAUGAUAUACAAAUCGAGAUUGAAAAGGCCUGAAUGUAAACCACCUGAAACUCACUAAACAUGGGCUGUUUGUGAUGCAAAUGAAGAGUUUGCUGGAAAUGUGAUACUAAAUUUGAUGCAGUGCAUUUCCAAGAUGUGGAUGACAGCAGUUACGUAUAGGUGAAUUCCUCAUUUGUCUUUACUUUCCUAUCUUGACCUUUAAUCUCAUGCUUUCUUUCAGUGACUACAAUUUUGUUAAAUUGUACAGAAUUUUAGAUCAAUACAAGUGAAAAAUUAAGGUAAUUUUAUCUUAUAUUAUAGUCAAAACGAUAUAAGUUCAGUAACUGCAGCAAGAAAAGCUUCUUGAUAAACUGCAUCAUUUUAUAGUUUUUGAUAUGUGGGGAUUGUGCAAACUUAGUCAUUACAGAGCCUAAAUAAACAUGGAAAACAUGAUGAAAGUUAGUCAUUUAAAAACAAGAUGAAAGAAAGAAAAAAAAACUGAAUUUAAAUAAUAAUAAUAAUAAUAAUAAUAAUAAUAAUAAUAAUAAUAAUAAUAAUAAUAAGAAGAAGAAGAAGAAGAAGAAGAAGAAAGUGGAACAUUGCUUUGGAUAUUGUGUUCAUCUUAAGUUAAAGGAGAUUUCUCUCUCUCUCUUUUUUUUAAAGGAGUUAGAAACCUUUCUCAGCAAAAAAGACUUUUCCAAACCCAUGAACUGUAAAACAAAGAACUUGAACAAUGGAUUUACUUUAUACAACAAUAUGUCUUCUUUUAUUUUAUGAUUUAUUUAUUACGAUCUAUACUCUAAGUAUAAGGAAUAAAAGAAGAAAAAUGCUUCAAAACAGCACUGCCAUCAGUCACUCAGAGCAAAAUUAGCAUGUAUUUUUAAAUUCAAUCUUAUAAUUCCAGUUUAUUACUCUCCUUUUUUACUUAAGUUGUGUCUUUACCUGCUCAUUAAGAGUACAUUUAGCUCUUGGUGUUCUACAGUACUGCUAACCUGCUUGUCUGUUGUUUUGGUGCAAGGGAAGAAGUAAAUUUAUCAGAGCUUUUUCCACCAAAAAAAACAAAAAACAAAAAAAAAACAAAAAUCAACAAAUAAGCUAAAGGAUGCUAAAAAGCUAAGUAGAACUGGAAGGAAUUGCAGUGGGGUAAUAAAUGUCUAAGGUUUUGUCACUAUGAGUGAUCUCUCGAGUGACCUCGCUUUCUUUACAGAAACUAUGACUGUACAUAUACAGCACGUUAACAGCAGCACAUGGUUUUUAUGGUUUUUACAUUCAAACCUCAAUGCUGGUAUGUACCUUUGGAAAUCCAUACCUGAUAUAUGAGAGUACUGCUAUUUAAAGCAGCAAACUCUUUAUUUCUAUCAGAUUGGUGGACAUGUAAUUUUUUUUUCUUAGAGCAAAGAAAGCUUCUAUAUUUCAGACUCAGGAAAAGUGUGUAUCUGUUAGUGUAUGUGCACAGACAAUGUAUAUCACAGGGUGCGUGUCUGUGUGUUUGUAGGCCUGAUAAAGUAAGUGCAUGUCCACAGCAAUGUGUGUGAGUGUGUUCUGAAAAACAGCACUUUGAUGGAGCGUCCAGAUGGAGUAUAGUGGCAAUGGUUUCCCUCUCCCUCAACUGAUAUAAUGGGAAUAAUGACUGUUUCUCAUCACAUCACAUGUCCUGCAGGUUUGUCACUGAGAGAAAACAUUAUGGAAUGUAAAUGGACUUUGGGCAAACUUUAUUUUUUUGACAAUUUAUAGAGCUACUAUUCUGAGAAAGACAGAGAUGCAGAGUAAACUAGUCAGCUAGUGAUGAUCAUGUACAGUAAUGUAUCUUAGAAAGUGUACAGUGUGUAUUCUAACCUUUAUGUAGCCUAUGUACUGUAUGUGCCACAGCGCCUCCUUCUUCAAUCAUUCCAUUAACUCAUCAUACCAAGAGGUUCUGCUUUUGGUUAUGUCAGCUUGGUAUUAAUUAAAUGUUCAUGAAUGUGCUAUUGCUCUUUGGGGACAUCUACAUAAUCGGGCCUCAGAAUUAAUUUGACUUGGUAACACACAGUUGUUGUUUUUUUUUUUUUGUUUUUAAUAAUGGACUACACUUUAUUCUAAUAGCCAUUAAACUCCUGUAAGCUGUUUAUUGUAAAUCCAGUAAUAUGACUGUUCUGUUUGUGUGUGACUGCUCAGGCUAAACACUGCCCUUUGACUGUUCUUCUCCGAAACUUUAUUGUCUUAUAUCUCAGCUGUUACAAAGUAGAGCAACUAUUUGCCUCAAUAGCCAUUUUCUCUCUCCUUACCUGGCCUGUUUGUACUGUCCUGCAGCAAAAUGUUUUUUAAUCAUUAUAGAUCUGAAAUGUCCAUCAUUAUAUUAAUUCUUGAACAGAGGUGUUUCUAUUUAAAAGACACAGGAGAUGUUACUUUCAUAGACUGGAUAAAGAACGUGGAUGUGGUUUCACUGAAUGGUUUGUGAAACACUCAGAAAUGCUUGAACUUGACAUUUUGGCCAAAUGCAAGUCAUAAAUGCCAAGCAAAUUUUAUUUUUAAUGUCCCUUUUGUUUGCUGCAUUUAUUUAUUUAUUUUUUUGGUCAGAAGUAACCAUAUUCAGAUAAGAUGGAAACAUGCUAAGGUAUCAGCUAAUGCUAAAGCUAAUUAGCUGGUUAUCUAGGUUAAUUCCAAUUAAUACCAUUAAUCCUGGUAUUAACUGGAAUAAAAGAAAUCUGUUUAUUCUCAGUGUUUUUCUAGUUAACAACUGAGGAAGAAACAAAAGCAAAACAACACAUGUUAUAAAAAUGAAAAAAUUUACUUACUAACUGUUAGAAUUUGAGUUACAUCAACUGGAGCACAGGCCAUACUUUAAUUUUACUUAAAAGUGAUAAAAAAGAAAGAAACAUUUCUUCUUUUAGAAAAUGUGUAGUUUUAAUCUACUAGGAAAUGAUGAAAAAUAGCCUCAAUGAAUCAAAACAAUGUGCUAGCAUUUCCAGUCCACCAGUAAAUAAACCUCAUAGCCUGGAGGACAGUUUUGUCUCUUACUCCAGUAUAAAUUUAGCAACAUUACCCUCAUGUUUAGGUCCUUUAUAUCUAAAACCAGAUGACUGACUCAGUUUCCUUUAUCUUGCUGUUUAUUUUAGAAAAGUUAUGUCACAAACUCACUGGAAAUCAGUCCAAUUAACACUGUGACACUGGACAAAAAUAAAAUUUAUUAUUAAUUAUUAUUAUUAUUAUCAAUAAUAAUUUAAUACUUAAUAAAAAAAAAGAAGUUGACACUUUAGUACAGGAGUCUGUUUGGGCCAGAAAUGUUUUUAGCUAUCUUCUAUUGCACUUGAUAUUUUUUUUUGUUGUUGUUUUGUUUUGGUUUUUUGCAUAUUUGAAUUGGCUUUGCUUUCCAGAUCAAGAGGCUACAUCCAUCUUUAUACAGUCUUUUGUCACUCUCCCAUUAAAAAAAAUAAACAAAAUAAAAUCCCUACUCUACCUCAACUGUUCCAUCCCUAAGCUCAUUCAUUCCCACCAAAAACACAAAUCUCUCAAGAAUUGGUCACAAGUUAUUAAAAACUGUUCCACUGACAAAAUAUUUCAUUUACAUAAAAAUUUAUAAAACAUUAUUCAUCAAAGGCCAUAUUUUAGCUAUGGAUUGAUGCAUUUGGUGCUGUGUUAUGUAUCUGUGGCACAAGAAUGAAUUUGGUUAUGGUCAGUAUGAUUGUGCACAAUGUUGAUGCUCAUAAAGAAAACACAUACCAUGGAUUAUAAAGUGUGACCAUUUAUGUUUAUGUUAAUCACCUUUGGACAACAAUAAAUCUGAGUGGCACAAAGUGAUAUGAUUGAUAAAUCUACACAUUCAACAUAUUUGUGAAUACAUUUUUCCGUGGUUCAGACUAUUUAAAGGAUUUGUUGUCAAUGUUAACAUUAUGUUGCCUGCCUAAUCGAAGCUUUGCAGACAUACAGUUUUCCAUGUUAGAGCUCUGCUCAGCUGUCCGUGCUGAGAGUUGAAAUAAGGUUCUUAUAAGAGUCAUAAAAGUGACAUUUCCCCAUUGCACCAGCUGAAAAAACUGUGUUACUGUCUUGAGAGGAGGUCUUAUCCAGAAAAACCAAUGAGAACACCUAAGAAGGUGGAGUGGAGAGGUCACAGUACUGUGUGUGUAGGAGCUUUAAGUUAGACAACAAUACCAAUUCGUUGGGAAGGUUUAGUAUGAAUAAUUUCCUUUUUUCCCACAAACAUGUUUAAGCUUAGCCCCUUAAAAAGGGACAUUUUUACAGCCUUUCUGUACAAUGUCAAAUAUGGCAUAACAGUGCCGCCUUGUGGUGAUGUUUGGAAUUGCACUUUUGACAUGUGGGCGUGGAGGUGUGGGUGGGGGUUAGUGUCAUUAAUACACAGAACUAAUGUACAGUAUGUCUGUGAAAAAUUGUACAAUAUCUGUACAAAAUUUCAAUUAUUUGUAAAUAGUCAAAGUCUUCCAUUAUACUGUUGGUCUGACUUUUUUUGCCAGUGAAGAGGAUAAACCUUCCCCAUGUACAGACUUGAAGCAUCUUUUAUUUCCGAAAUACAUCAUUGUUUAUAUGACAGAAAUACAAGAUAUUGCUUCACCAAUGUUUUCUUUUGCACCAGCUGAAAUACCCAGGAAAUUAUGGGAGUUAAAGACUAAGAUAUUUUGUAAUUUGAGUCUGUUUAGAUAAAUCUCUCGGUAAAAAAGAAAAAAAAGAAAAAAAAAAAACUAAACAAAAAAACAGUAUGUCAUAUGCGUAU
Messenger RNA from Melanotaenia boesemani (Boeseman's rainbowfish), 8540 nucleotides. RefSeq names its product ataxin-1-like. Bases 658 to 3153 code for a protein of 831 amino acids. Gene Ontology annotation, biological process: nervous system development; negative regulation of transcription by RNA polymerase II. Lineage: Eukaryota; Metazoa; Chordata; Actinopteri; Atheriniformes; Melanotaeniidae. Gene Ontology annotation, cellular component: nucleus. The record is from RefSeq and is a predicted model, not a curated record. Gene Ontology annotation, molecular function: protein binding; RNA binding. The transcript has 3 exons.